Molecule: messenger RNA, 1688 nt
Organism: Acanthopagrus latus (yellowfin seabream)
Lineage: Eukaryota; Metazoa; Chordata; Actinopteri; Spariformes; Sparidae
Product: kelch domain-containing protein 1-like
Exons: 14
Coding region: 165-1343 (392 amino acids)
Molecular function (GO): protein binding
Source: RefSeq, a predicted model, not a curated record
AGUCAGACCCGUAUCCACUGGAGGCGGCUGUCAGUUUACUUUUGAAGACCGGAAGUUGCAGUUUUUGUGUUUGUUAUGACUCGGGUGGGGUGACAGGUGAGGGGUUGUACUUGUGUUGACACGCCAGUGUGGUUAGGCGACAUGACCGACAGAAAGAGCCAAUCAUGAAUUCGGAAUUGGAGAAGCGCUCCUCGGCGCUGGUACCCCGGGAGAGGAGCGGACACACGGCUGUGGUGGAGGAAAACCUGCUGUAUGUGUGGGGAGGAUGUGGGAUGUCUGCUACUCCAUCCACCCGUAUACCCAGUGAUGAAAUCUGGGUACUGGACCUUGAGCGGGGUGCAUGGAAAAUGUUCAACAUGACAGGGCGAGUUCCACCCACAAUGUCAGGAGCCUGUGGCUGUUCCCUGAAUGGAGACAUGUACAUAUUUGGAGGUUAUGAUUUCAGUGGACAGACCAAUGAGAUGUAUUGUGUCAACCUGACAGACACUAAAUACAUGUCGAGAAAAAUCAUACAUCAGAGCGGCAUUGUUCCUUCACCUCGAGACAAACUGUCCUGCUGGGUUUACAAUGGAAGGAUCAUCUAUUUUGGAGGAUAUGGUGAAAAAACAACAGAUGAUGUCCGCAGAAGGAAGGACUAUUUUAUUGUUGAAGAAGAAUCAUGGUUAGUGGAUUUGAUCUGGGGCUGGAAUAACGAGGUGCACAUAUUUGACCCCACGCAUUCCAGCUGGAGUGAACCAAAGACUCAUGGGCAGGCUCCGAGCGCCCGGGCUGCCCAUGCCAGCGCCACACUUGGUCACAGAGGAUACGUUGUUGGUGGCAAAGUCAUGGAAACCAGCACAAGUGACGUUCACUGCCUCGACCUUGAAUCAUGGACCUGGUCAAAAAUAAUCCCGGUGUCCUCCUUUCCAGUGAGCAGAUCGUGGCACACACUCACCACAGUAUCAGACAGCUCCUUGUUCCUGUUUGGAGGUCUCAGUAUAGACUGCAAACCAAUGAGUGACGGGUGGUUGUUUGAUGUUGAAACGAAGGAAUGGAGAGAAGUCGAGCAUCCGUUUAAGGAUAAACCAAGGUUAUGGCACACAGCAUGCAUAGGCACAAACUCUGAUGUGAUUGUGUUUGGUGGAAGUUGUGAAUACUUCCUCGAUGUCCACAAACACCGCAAUGAUACGCUCAUUUUCCAGAUGCAGCCGUAUCCUUUAUACAUGAUUUGUGAGGAUUACAUCGUAAAAAACGUGGUGAGCAACACAGCACUCAGGACUGCGGUUUCUCUCCUACCCCAGCAGCUGCUGACAGCAGUGCAGAGGAAGAUGUGUUUUGAUGGGCCUUCGACAAAACUGCGUUAGUUCACCAGUGACGCAUCAUCAUAAACAUUCUUACAUAUGUACAGGAGUGAUAUGUUCCAAAGGGUUUAUGGUUUUAUAUGUCCUGUUUUUUACGCACACUUUUGCAUACUGAUGAAGGACAUCCUAGAAGGCACUUAAAAGUGUUGUAUCUGCCAAAAGCAUACUCUGAUGCAGAGGUAAUGCACAAAUAAGACAUAAUUAAAUAAAUUAUCCUAUUGAUGAAUAAUGGUUCAAUGUAUAACAUUGUUAAAUAAAAGAUUUCUUUACUGAAUGCCUUCACCACAGACUGUUUUGUUUGUUGAGUCCACUUUGUAACACAUUGUUUAAAUAAAAGUUCAAAUGUCA